Manihot esculenta (cassava) is the source of this 2196-nucleotide messenger RNA. Its product is annotated as ATP-dependent 6-phosphofructokinase 4, chloroplastic. Bases 168 to 1751 code for a protein of 527 amino acids. The record is from RefSeq and is a predicted model, not a curated record. The transcript has 14 exons. Gene Ontology annotation, biological process: glycolytic process; fructose 6-phosphate metabolic process. Gene Ontology annotation, molecular function: 6-phosphofructokinase activity; ATP binding. Gene Ontology annotation, cellular component: cytoplasm. Lineage: Eukaryota; Viridiplantae; Streptophyta; Magnoliopsida; Malpighiales; Euphorbiaceae.
GUUGACUGAUUGAUCAGCUGAGUUCCAGUGCUGCUGGACUACUCCUGUCUUGAUUUAACUGGUGGAGCUCUGCUUAGAUACUGUAGCCAGGAAGAGCAGACGACUGACGACGACGACUUCUUCCUGCUCUCUUCAUUUCCCUUUUCUUAUAUUAUAGAAAAUUAUAAAUGGAUCUUUCAAUUCCUUCGUCUUUCUCUGUCUCUGAAAUCUUUCCUUCUUCUCGAUCUCUCUCCCCUCCAUCUUUUCAGAAGCUCAGAUUAUUUCCUUUUAUCUAUGACUCCAAUCUCAAAUCUAGAAACUUCCCCACUCGAUCCUUGUUUUGCCGCCAAAAUCGUCUUUCUCUCAGAGCUCAAACUUCUAAUGGGGCGCUUAACGAUGGCUUCGUCCUCGAAGACGUUCCUCACUUGACAGAUUUCCUUCCUGAUUUACCUUCCUACCCGAACCCAUUGCAGAGCAGCCAAGCUUAUGCUAUUGUCAAGCAAACUUUCGUUGCACCCGAAGAUGCAGUGGCGCAAAAGAUUGUUGUCCAGAAAGAUAGCUCCAGAGGAGUGCAUUUUAGGCGUGCGGGGCCACGAGAGAAGGUCUACUUUACGCCUGAAGAAGUGCGUGCUUGCAUUGUGACUUGUGGGGGCUUGUGUCCUGGGAUCAAUACGGUCAUCCGGGAGAUAGUUUGCGGAUUGAACUAUAUGUAUGGUGUCAAUGAUAUACUUGGCAUUGAGGGAGGGUAUAGAGGUUUCUACUCCAAAAACACUGUGACAUUGACUCCUAAAGUUGUGAAUGAUAUCCACAAGCGUGGUGGUACCUUUCUUCGCACUUCUCGAGGAGGUCAUGACACCCACAAGAUAGUUGAUAACAUUCAGGACAGGGGAAUAAAUCAGGUCUAUAUUAUAGGAGGUGAUGGUACCCAGAAGGGAGCAGAUCUAAUUUACAAGGAAGUAGAGAAACGUGGUCUUCGAGUGGCAGUUGCUGGGAUCCCCAAGACCAUUGAUAAUGAUAUUGCUGUGAUAGAUAAAUCCUUUGGAUUCGAUACUGCUGUUGAGGAAGCUCAGAGAGCAAUUAAUGCUGCACAUGUGGAGGUUGAAAGUGUGGAAAAUGGAGUUGGGAUUGUAAAACUUAUGGGCAGAUACAGUGGUUUCAUUGCUAUGUAUGCAACUUUGGCAAGCAGAGAUGUGGAUUGUUGCUUAAUUCCAGAAUCUCCAUUCUAUCUGGAAGGCCCAGGUGGACUCUUUGAAUUUAUUGAACAGCGGCUGAAAGAAAAUGGGCAUCUGGUCAUUGUGAUAGCAGAAGGAGCAGGGCAGGAGUAUAUCGCUCAGAGCACACGUACAAAUGAUGAGAGAGAUGCAUCAGGAAACAGGCUACUUCUUGAUGUUGGUCUGUGGUUAUCUCAGAACAUUAAGGAUCAUUUUGUGAAUGUUCGGAAGAUGCAAGUAAAUAUGAAAUAUAUAGAUCCCACAUACAUGAUACGAGCCAUUCCAAGUAAUGCAUCAGACAACAUCUAUUGCACUCUUCUGGCACAUAGUGCUGUUCAUGGAGCCAUGGCUGGGUACACAGGCUUCACAGUUGGACCAGUGAACAGCAGACAUGCUUAUAUUCCCAUUGCACGUGUGACUGAGGCACAAAACACAGUGAAGUUGACAGAUAGGAUGUGGGCUAGGCUACUUGCGUCUACAAAUCAGCCUAGUUUCUUGAAUUCUGAUGAUGGAGAGACAGUUGAAGUGAGAAAGGACAAAAUGAAGAUCAAUUCUACUUAGAGUCUCUGGAUCUGGACUGAAAUCCAAACAGAUCGGUAUAAUCUCAUGUUUCCUGCCAUCAUGGUGAAAUCCCUCUGAUCUCCAAUUCUGAGUUCUGUACGGCAAAUACAAGUAGACGCUGCCCUAGUGAGGUUAGAUAUUAUUUGGAGGCCGACUUCAAUAUCCAUUUAGAUUGCAAUGCACUGGAGUUUAAUGUUUAAGGCAGAGUGAAGUGUUUGUGAAUGGCAUGGUGCAGCAUUCGCCGAACCAAAUAUCAAUCUGUAUUUAUUGAUAAAUUUCUGAGCUUUUUUACAUUUUGGCACGACCUGAAAUUAGUAAACCAGUUGAGUUGCUAUAUGUAAUGAAAACUUGCAGACACCUUCUGGGCAGAGGUGUCUACUUUCUAGUGUUCCAGCCCGAGGUUGAUACUGUCAUCGAAUCCUAAGAAUGUUUAAGGGUUCUGAUA